CCGGCGCCGGCGCAGAGCGGAAACGCCGGUCGGGGAGUUGGCUGUGACCGCGCAGACAUGGGGUGCCCGGGAGGGAAGAUCAACCGUCCGCGCACGGAGCUGAAGAAGAAGCUGUUCAAGCGCCGGCGGAUGCUGACCCGCGAGCGGCGCCUCAAGCACCGGGUGGUCGGGGCGGUGGUCGACGAGGGGCUCAUCACGCGGCACCACCUCAAGAAACGCGCGUCCAGUUCCCGUGCCAACAUCACUCUGUCUGGGAAGAAGCGCAGAAAACUCCUGCAGCAGAUCCGACUUGCCCAGAAAGAGAAAGCAGCCAUGGAUGUGGAAGCACCUCCCAAGCCAGUCAGGACUAGCGAACCGCAGCCCAAGAGACAAAAGAAGCCAAAAGCCCCCCAAGAUGUAGACAUGGAAGACCUGGGAGAUGAGAGCUAAGGACCCCUCAGCACGGAGGCCCAAAGCUUCGCAGCUGGAACCAGGACUUGUGCCCAAGCCGUUUUUUGCUCGCUCUCCCUCUGCCUUCUUCCGGGCAGGCUCUGGGCUUCCAGAACGGGACUCGCGGGGAAGGAUGUGUUGCAUGGAGUUAGCUGGACACGGCCCCACUGUGCACAGCCGUCAGCUCCAUUUGUAAUAAAGCCCUGGACUGCC
Sorex fumeus (smoky shrew) is the source of this 642-nucleotide messenger RNA. RefSeq names its product chromosome unknown C11orf98 homolog (gene CUNH11orf98). The record is from RefSeq and is a predicted model, not a curated record. The transcript has 4 exons. Lineage: Eukaryota; Metazoa; Chordata; Mammalia; Eulipotyphla; Soricidae. Bases 58 to 429 code for a protein of 123 amino acids.